This is a messenger RNA of Dermacentor albipictus, 2857 nucleotides long. NCBI's taxonomy places the organism in Eukaryota, Metazoa, Arthropoda, Arachnida, Ixodida, Ixodidae. The record is from RefSeq and is a predicted model, not a curated record.
UUGCUCAAAUGGCGACACCCUCUCUACUUUUCUUCUCGGGAGCGUCGCUGCAGCCACAGCUCGCGUGUUAUACAGCUCACAUUGAUCGCUGCAAUACACGCAGGCAUCUUACAGCCAUGCUCGUGGACAACUUUCUGUGGCUACGAAGGGAAAGCUACGGGGGCGGAGCUGCUGCAUGUGUGUUACCGCGCCAAACAGUCCGCCAGCAUUGUUCGAAAUGUACGCGAGUCGGCGCAGCUUCCACGUGCAACGGUUUUGCGUUUGCCUAGACGCGGAAGGGAAAAGCCGCAAAAGCUCGAAGAGGCUCGAGAUUCAUGGCGUCCAACCCCCCGCUGUAAUUGGCCGGCACCGUCUACCUGCUCGUCGUCGUGUAUCUGAAUGCAUCGCGUCCCCCCUUUUUUUUAAUGUCGGUGCCAAGCGCCACCGACUAUACAGCCUGCGUCGUUGAGGACGUGGCCGGGGCCCCACUGAGCGCGCUGCCCGUCAAGGGGAUCGCCGUCAAAGAGUUCGUGCCCGUGCAUCUCACAGGAAGCGCAGGAGCAUCAGUGAAGCCCAUCGGUGCCCAGAACUCACUUGCCAAAGUGAAGAAGGCCUGUUACUUUGAGCACAAUGUGCCCGAUGUACUCGGCGUGGGAGCGGCGGUUCGGAGCAGCUCGCCGGAACCCCGCCGGAGCCCGCGAGAAGACAACGACCGCUCUAGCUCUGUGCACACCCGCUACAUGCAGUUCACCAGCGACGGCAGCCUCCUCACAGAGUCCAGCGCUUUUCGGGAGCAGCGUUCCCUUCAGCGCCUGGCGGCGCACAGCCCGUGUGGUCCUGGUCGAACCGUGCUGCGACGCACCAAGCUUCGUGCUCAGCGGUCGGCCAUGUCCGAGCUGUGGAAGAAGCCCCGGCGCCAGCGGAGCCUCCUGGGCGGCGCGGGCGUGGAUGCCCACGCGCGCUCCGAGCCGCCGCCGCACUGCACGCUGCUGCCCGAAGGCGACGACGAGCUCGCGUCGGCCAACGACGCGAUGUUCGGGGCUCGGCGGAGCCGCUUCCUCCGCGAGGACAUCCAGCCUUGCACCUCGUUUGUCGGCAUCUCCUCGUCCACCGUCGACCACUACUGCUGCAGGGAUCGCGCUUCAAGCAGCUGCCUGCCCGGAGGCACCGCCUCGCUUCGGCGCCUGGAGGGGCCGCCCGCGUCGUCGGAGAGCCGCGUCCGGUGCCAGCUGGACCGCCUGCGGCCCAGCGCGUGUCGCCAGCAGAAGCGGCGCCGCGUGCGAGUCAGCUCGUCGUCGCGCACCGACGACUACGAGGACGACCUGCUUCUCGCCAGGCUCGAGGACCACGCCGCGUGCGCCAAGCUGUCCCUCUCCGAGCUCAGGUGUCCCGCGGGAAAGCUGCGGACCAGCGACAUGUUUGUGGGCGGGGGCCGGCGCUGUCGUUCCACGGACGUGGUGGAAGUGGCGCGCAACGUGGUCAUCUGGGUGCUGGUGCUGAGCGGCACCGCGACCAUCAUGUUCGGCGCGGUGGGCAUCAUCGUGCUGCGCACGGGCUCCGUCAUGUUUCUCAGCUCGGCCGUUGGCUCGGCGCUCACCACGGUCGGCGUCCUGAUGGCCAUCUACUGCACGGACGCCUCCGCGGACCGGGGGCUGCAGCGGAUGAUCAACCACAAGUACAACUACACAUGAGCCCGCGCCUGCCCGCCAGACUUUUUUUCGCGCGGAAGAGCGCGGUUUUUACGCGCUUCACGCGAAUGCUGCAGCCAGAACGGACGUAAUGCGAAACUCGUGGGACCUCGUCGCCGUAUGUGCGACGUUCCCCGAAAUGCGGUAGAAAAAAAUUUCUCACGACGCCGAUGUUGCAUGCACACCAUUUAAACCCACGGCAGUGGGACGGCAGAGAUGUGAUGGUGGCAAAAGAUUCGAACCGAAGCUCUAAACAGCGAAAUUGCGUUUACAAAUGUGCAAAUAAUAUUACGUUAAGAGGCAGUAAUAAAUGGCUAUAAUUGUGCACUCGCAGAAUUAUGAAAACACCCUCGCGGCCACAAGGCAGGCAGUCGGCUGCAAAACCUUACGGGACACGAGAUUUGCGAAAAAGGGGAAUUCCGACGACGCCUGUGCACAUAGUUUCAAAUCCAAAGUUUUGAUCUGUAGUAUUUUUUACGACCUAUUAUACGGGGGUCACACGAUACACUUUCAAUCGCGAUAGAGCAUGAAUGGAAUCGAAUUUCUUGAUCGCGAUUUGUUCCUUCGCAAGCUGUAGAAGUGAGCCAAUCAUGGUUGCGAAAUUCGAUCCCAACUGAACUCGAUCGCGAUCGAAAGUGUAUCACGUGACACCUGUGAUAAAUUAGGAGCGCAACGAUUUAACUAGCAACAUUUGUCGUGGAAACCAUGUCCCGUACAUUUUUAUGUUGUUCUGUAAACUCUCACGCGAUGGCAAAAUGCACUGCUCCUUCGAUAUACAGCGUCUUUCGACAAGAGACCGCCAAAGAUGUCAGAAGGGCAGCAGCGACUUAGAGCUGCACGAUCGGGCACGCACUCCCGCUUUCCCCCUGAAACGUGAGCUAAAAACAAAAGUAAGAGCUAAGUGUAGAACACGCACCACCUGUUACGGUGACUUUAGCGUAGGACUCAUUUUUUUUUUUCGUGAGGUCGUGUCAUAUUUAUGUUUUUCACUUUGCAUAUUUCACACGGGUCACCAAUGUUGUUCGGUUCGUUUUGAGGGCAGCGCUCUCAGGUGCUUCACGCGCUUGCGAUCUAGAACACCAGCUGCGUAACGCGGGUAUGACGGCGAGGAUCUUGUCGGCUAGAGCGCUUAUAGCGGUGCGCCUCAUCCCUGCAAUAAAAUCUGCAAGAGACCGCCUGCUCCAUUACGA